Messenger RNA from Ascochyta rabiei, 1842 nucleotides. RefSeq lists its product as uncharacterized. The coding region runs from base 1 to 1842 and encodes 613 amino acids. Lineage: Eukaryota; Fungi; Ascomycota; Dothideomycetes; Pleosporales; Didymellaceae. The record is from RefSeq and is a predicted model, not a curated record. The transcript has a single exon.
AUGGCGACGAACGCUCCCUACUACCAGAUGCGCGCCAGCCAGCCGUCCACAAAUACCAACACCACGAACGUUGCAGCGCAAGUUUGCAUUUCCCAAGACAGAGAACAUGUUCUCACGCCAGCCAGCGCUAUCGACCAUCCGAUUGAGAACCAACAGCUGCCUCAGCACCUCGAACGUGCCACCCAUCAGAUUGAAGCAGACAACCAGCAAAACACCUUUGAGGAGAAUCACAACCUUGUGGAGCUGCUUGAAGCUGUAACAACGGCUGCAGACCAAUCUUCCUCGACCAUGGCUCCCAGCGAGAUAACACCAGCAGCACCAGUCCCACAAAGCAGAAGUAAGAGAAAGAGAGGGUUCACUCCUUCAACAGACGCAUCUACUACUAGUCAACCCACAUCUCAGAACCGCAUGAGCUCGUCCGCAAAACGCCAGUGUAUCGACCCAUUACCCGACAGUUCCAAUGUCCAAGUCACCGAUAGAGACACUACCACAGGAUCUCCCACCACACGUACUAGCCCAUCGCCAUCACACGAAACUAUCCUCACUGAUGCGCGUGCAGCAGGAGUUCACUCGGCAGCAGCACUCUUUCGCCGAACCUCCUUGCUCACAACACGCAAGUACACCCGCCCACCUAUGUCUAAGCUCUUCAUGUCCCUCAACAUAACGCCCGAGAAUUUUAUCACCUUGCAAGCCCUCGCAAAGUCCUAUAUGCUCUCGCCCGCACAUCCUGAACGACAGUCUUGCGUCGGCAGUCGCGGAAAAGGGGACACCGACAUGGUCAAGCUGCGUUUGUUCAACUGCGUGCGGGACUUUCUUGUUGAUGGCGGCGUGGGCGAGCAAUUCUUCGGUGAGCAUGUCGAGAAGCCGGGAGAAAGAGAGAGUAGUGAGCUUGCUGCGGUGCUGGGUGAGGAGGGUGGAAGAGGGGAAAAGCUGGUGUGGCCGAAAGACGGAAAUAAGAUCAUCAGUCUCGUUACGCCCUUGAUGAGGAGAAUGGUUACAAACGAGCGGCAGAGGUUAUAUGCUAUUGAUACGAGGAAGGGAGGGCGAAAGGCGGAGAAGGAUGAGACUGUUGAAGCUGGCAGUCACAGCAAUUCGCCUGGUGCUUCUGCGCACGAGGCGGCGCAGCGCCUCCACACAGCCUUUGAUCCCACACUUGAGCGUCCUGCUGCUCUCCAACAGUCGUCGCCUCCAACGCCAAUUCCAGGAAUGAAUUCCACAUUCCUACCGAACACCACCACACCUCCCGCCUCGGAUCCACGAAUCGUCUCUUCGCCAGCCUCUACCCCGGCAACUUUGCCCACCGACUCCGCUGAGCCCCAUCUCACACACAUCAACAUUUUCCUGACCUACACCUCCAGCAACACCAAACAGAGCAUCAAGCUGGACGAAAAGCGUAUCUCUACGACUCGACCCGCGCAUCUGACAUUCUACAACUACAGCGCUUUCGUAGAGCAGGUCAGCACCAUGGCCAACCAAGCCGAGAUGCGCCACCCCUCUCUGAAGAUCCCAAGGUCCACUUGCGCAGCCACAGAGGUAGGCGACAGCGAGAACCUGCGCGGUCUUGCCGCCGCCGCCAACGCCCUGCAACCCGACAAGGACGACCAGCUACGACCACCAACGCCAACACACGAUGUGAGCCCGCGCUACACAGUAAAGACUAUCGGUCCCAUGGGCUGGCAGGUCGUCGACAACGCAGAGACAUGGUACCACGUCCUCACUGAACGCGCAUUUGCGGCCUGGGCAGACGGCGUGUGCAAUUUCAUCGUUGAGCUCCGCGGUUUUGCUCAUGUGCUGCCGCCGGCGAGGAAAGAGAGUGCCGAUGUCGAGAUGGAAGGGGCGUGA